CGCUGAUGUCAAUUGCGGCUUCCUGAAAAGCAGAUUGGAGAGUCCAAGUGCUAACACAAGAACCGUCAGCAGUGAUGAACAAUCUCUACUAUCCGGGACCCACCGCCCCCACUCUACCAUACACAUACAUUGUGCAACCAAACGCGGACUAUUACUUAAACGACAUCCGCCCUUCAGACGGUCCGAUGGAUGCGCCCACGUGCGGCUAUUUGACUUACAGCAACACGGAUGCCCCCGCCUGCGAGACGCGCUGCGACGCUGCGGCCGGGUGUGCGGGGUUCGUCCACGUUGCUGACGUCAAUUGCUGCUUCCUCAAGGGCAGAAUGGACAGUCCGACUGCCAACACAAGGACCAUCGCUCAUCUGAAGACGGGCUUACCUGGAUACGUCGUCGCGUACGGGAAGGAUAAUCCGGGUAACGACAUCUUCCCGUCGGCGGGCGCCCCCACCAACGCUGCCUUGUGCGGGGACGUUGCCACCGUCGAGAGCAUCGGCGCGUGCAUCGCGCGCUGCGACAACGAGGCCGCGUGCGUCGGCAUCGCGCACUGCGCCGACCACGACUGCUGCUACCUGAAGAGCACCCUGGGACCCGAAAACGCAAACACCAGGGUUGCCAUGCUCAGGAAGACCGCUCUCGCAACCCCACCGCCCACAACCCGUCCGCCGACGCCGCCCCCAACCACAGCACCGGCGAGGAAGACCGGAGGUGGAGGUGGAGGUGCGGGUUUAAAAAACUGGAAAGACGGCGACAAUCGGUGGACGCAGUCAGCAGAGCCGCCGCCGGGCGUUCGCGAAAGACUCUCCGAGGUGCGAGGCAUCUGCGUCGCGGACUUUACUGCGGAGAUGCUCCGAGGCUUGUAUGGUGCAAGUGGUGCUCUAAGCCAACUUAGAGAGAUCCGGUUGAGUGGCCGCCGCGUAACAGCCCCCGUAAAAAACACUUGGGAUAAGGAAGGUGCAGGAAUUGCAACCGGGGGAAAGGAGUAUCAGAUUGGAAUAGAAAGUCGCGGGUGCGUGCAGUGCGGGGCCUCCGUAGCGGCGCAGUGCCGGUUGCAGCUGGCGGCGGGGACGGCGUACGUCGAGCGGUACACGUCACAAGCCUGGCAGAACUUUGGCAGCUCUCCGAGAUUUCUGUAG
Klebsormidium nitens is the source of this 1133-nucleotide messenger RNA. The record is from the annotation of a GenBank genome assembly. Lineage: Eukaryota; Viridiplantae; Streptophyta; Klebsormidiophyceae; Klebsormidiales; Klebsormidiaceae.